Messenger RNA from Amoebophrya sp. A25, 2816 nucleotides. The record is from the annotation of a GenBank genome assembly. Lineage: Eukaryota; Dinophyceae; Syndiniales; Amoebophryaceae.
AUGGCAACAGCUGGAAGCUCGAUCUUGAGCAAGUCCGCUAGUGAUGUGGACUUGAAGACAAGGUUUCUUCCUGGGAUCACUCACUUGACGUCUACCACGUAUCGGACGAGACGUGGGAAGUCGGUUUAUGAAUUGCAAUAAAUUUUGGAACUACCUACAAGAACUUGUGCAAGAAUUUUGUAGCGUCCACCUUGUCUGCUCAAAAUUAUAGCAGGACCUUGAUGUAGAAGUACUAGGAGGUGCUUUGACCACAAAGAACCGGCAGAAUCUACGUGCUACUUAGUCUGAAUCUACACCUACAACUGCGUGCAACGAAUAACGAAUAUCCAUCUAUUCUUCCUCUAAUCCAUGGAUCAACACACACUGCGGAUUGAGAAUGUCCCAGCUAGAGCGCCACGGGACGUGCCUGAUCGGGUUUCUGUGCACCCUGGACGUAGACCAAGCUCGACGUACAUGGUAUCAACUUACUUUAUUUUCUUUGAUGCAACAGUAUAUUAUGUUGAUGUUUCUUUGAUGCAGUCGGUCUUAUGUAGCUGCUGCAGUGUCUCUACUCGGGUCACAACGGAACCAGGCAGCUACUCGUAGUUGCUACGUGGUUCGAAUGAAUGAAUUUUAUUUCCCUGCGAGAACAUUUCAAAGUCAAAACGAUUCUUCAUUCAUCACACCUUCCUGGUUCUAAUAGACUAUGAUCCUUACUUUCAUUUCAUCUACUUCUACCAGUUCUUGUACGUUUUGACGCACAAGAACUUGUGGCAACGAAAUGAAGGUCAACAUGAUCAAAUUCAUCAAAAUCAACUAUCGUCCGCUUUCCUCUAGUUAAGUAGCAUUAUCUUGACCAACAACAGGUGAUCAACCGUCCUCCAGACCGUGUAUAUCUUGAUCAACAACAGGUGAUCAACCGUCCUCCAGACCGUGUAUAUCUUGACCAACAACAGGUGAUCAACCGUCCUCCAGACCGUGUAUACGGAGAGGUUGUUCGUACGAAGUUUGGGGGUGAGGCGACUGUCCAAGACGCUGUGCAAACAUGGUGGGAAUGUGGUGAGCACUGGAAUCGUGACAGUAACAUCAAGAGAUGGACCUUUCAAGAGACGAGGAGAAAUGCUGCUCAGGUACUUGAUUGUUAACCUUGAUGUUCUUAAGCAUUUCUGCAUCCUGGUCUUCUAAUUCACUACUCUGUUCAUGGUAAGCAUAUCUUCUCAUUUCUGAACACGUACCUUUGUUCUAAAAACUGAAAUCCUCUCAUCACGUUGUUGACCACGUUCGGAAGUUGUAGUGAAGAUUAUAAAUAUGACUCGUAAUAUUUUUAAGCACGACAUACGCAUACUACAACAACUUCACCACCCCCUCUCCACCACUCCAGUCCGCUCACGAUGUUCAUCGACAUGAGCAAGUGAACCAUGAACGAUUGGCCAGUGAUCGGGAGAAUUUGGUGGAUCCAUUUAAAACCUGGAUUCCACCAAGACACAACGACGACUAUGAUUAUGGCUGAAGGGACUAAAAAUUGAAAUUGUUCUUGUACUAGUAGAUGAACCGCACAUCAUCUUCCUAAUAGAAGGCGUUGCACUAGUAGAUGAACCGCACAUCAUCUUUCUAAUAGAAGGCGUUGCACUAGUAGAUGAACCGCGCAUCAUCUUCCUAAUAGAUGGCGUUGCACUAGUAGAUGAACCGCACAUCAUCUUCCUAAUAGAAGGCGUACUAGAAGAAGUUGCAUUUAGUGAAGUCAUCGAGUCGUGUAGCGUUGUUCUCCGUAUCCAGUAGUACAACAGCUACAACAAAAAUAUUCUCAACAACAUUCGACAAAGAAACUUUCUCGCCCAGCUGCAUCGUUUUCCACCCCGCCCCACCGCUACCUCACUCUCAUCUCCCUCUCUAAUGCCUCCCCAAGCCUCUCGGAGCUCGUCUCAGUUGUGGGGUGCAUAAUCAAGCCUGCUCAACCCUAUGGGAUGGCGAGAUGGUGCGGCCGACUGCCAUAUACACCAAGAAAUUCCAGAAGGCUGGUGAAGAUGCAUUUAAGAAACGUGGGGUGUACUCUUUCUAGAAGUUGAGGUUCUUGUUCUUGCUAGAUGUGGACGGGUUUACUUAUUGCGUAGUGUCAAAGUUUUUCGUAUAAUAGACGUGUCAAUCAUCUUAUGAUUUUUACUGCUUAUCAAUGAUAGAAGAACUUUUAGGAAGAGGUGGAAGACAUUGCAUCUGGGACCAUUAGUACAUCAAUCUUAGCUGAUCUGAUAUUUCUUCUCAAAAGGUAAGAUCUUCAUGAGGAUACAUAUGAACAAUGCUUUUUGACUUUUUUCGAAAUUUUUGGUUCUGGGAAAACCGAACUUUGUUGUUCGUUGUGGGUAAUAUUCAUCUAAAUCAUAAAAUGAUCUUCAUCACUGUAUUUAUUCUUUGUCUUGGCAUGAUAAUUCCAGUACUGAUACGAUAUUAAUUAUAUGGGAAAUUAGCAACAGCAAGCAUGACACGCAUAACCUACUGUAUAUUCAAUUGGCAUCUAUCUUCAAUAUAUUUUUCAUGCUUGUUUUAUCUAUCGGGCUAUGUAUACAAAAUAAUGAGUAACUAUAACUUACUAAGAUAUGAGAUUAUAAGAUAAAGCCAACUACAUCAAAAUGAAAGGAACGAUCACAUGAAACGAAAUAUAUGACAUGACGCGGAAAUCUUCUACUACAGUCAGAGUAGAGUUAACUUUCCCAUACGGAAGUCUUCCGAAGAACAAGAGUCGCGUUUCAGAAUCUGUCACCGAAGAUAAUAUCACACUGGUAAGUAUCUGUUGUGUAAGAGUGAUGCCACCCGACCUGGAGAGAUCGUGAAGUGAAUAUUUG